AUGUCAACAGUUUUGUUCAGAAAAGUUUAUUUAUUUAAGUUUACAAGCACCAUAAUGAAGCGAUUCCUGACAAGCGAUGAACCUUCAACGUCCAAAAAAGCAAAAACUGAAGAUUUUUUAGAAGAAAUCCAGAAUAAUCGAUUAAAAACAGCAGAAAGUAUUGUAGAGUUUAAAUUUAAUAAGAAGCGUAUAAAGAUCCUUAACAAGUAUGAUGAAGUUCCUGAGAGCAAUAGUGAAGGAGGAAUUUGUUACUGGAUGGCUCGAGAUCAACGAGUUCAGGAUAAUUGGGCUAUGCUGUUCACACAGAAGCUUGCUUUGAAGAAUAAGUUACCAAUGCAUGUUGUAUUCUGCUUAACAGACAAGUUUAUGGAUGCUACAUUGAGGCAUUACAAAUUUAUGCUGGAUGGAUUAGAGGAAGUUUCACUGGAUCUAAAGAAAUUAAGUAUUAAUUUCCAUCUAUUAAUUGGAGAACAUAAGAAGGAAAUACCAAAAUUUGUUAAAGACUUCAAAAUUGGUGCUCUUGUUUGUGAUUUUUCGCCCUUAAGGAUCCAUCGUGAAUGGGUCGAAAAGAUUAAGAAGGAAUUGCCAUCAAAAGUGCCAUUUAUUCAAGUUGAUGCUCAUAAUAUUGUUCCAAUAUGGAUUGCUUCUGAUAAACAGGAAUAUGCAGCACGGACAAUUCGUAAUAAAAUUAAUAGCAAGCUCGGAGAUUAUUUGACUGAAUUUCCACCAGUAAUUAAACAUCCCUAUAAGCCAGAAGAUUCAUUGCGUCCAGAGCCAAUUGAUUGGGAAGAGCUUUUAGAAUCAUUAAAAAUUGAUAGAUCUGUGGAACCUGUUGACUGGAUUAAGCCUGGAUACAAAAAUAGUAUAGAAAUGCUUGAAUCAUUCAUAAUGAAAAGAUUAAAACACUUUGGAGACAAGAGAAAUGACCCGACCUUAAGUGUUUUGUCAAAUUUGUCUCCUUACUUCCAUUAUGGUCAAAUAGCUGUGCAACGCUCCAUCAUUGAAGUAAAGAAAUACAAGAGUUCAGCUUCUGCCAGUGUUGAUGCGUUUUGUGAGGAGGCUAUUGUGCGUAGAGAACUUAGUGAUAACUUUUGCUUCUACAAUCCCAAUUACGAUAAUCUCAAAGGAAUCACAGAUUGGGCCAUGAAGACUUUAAAUGAUCAUCGUAAAGACAAACGAGAUUAUGUUUAUACACGUAAAGAGUUUGAAGAAGCUAAAACUCAUGAUGAUUUAUGGAAUAGUGCACAAAUUCAAAUGACAAAGGAAGGCAAAAUGCACGGAUUUUUGCGAAUGUAUUGGGCAAAAAAGAUUUUAGAAUGGACGGCAUCGCCAGAAGAAGGUCUUGAAACAGCAAUUUAUUUAAAUGAUCGUUUUAAUCUUGAUGGCAGAGAUCCAAACGGGUUUGUUGGCUGCAUGUGGAGCAUUGGUGGAAUUCACGAUCAGGGCUGGGGCGAGAGAAAGAUCUUUGGAAAGAUUCGAUUCAUGAAUUAUGAUGGAUGCAAACGAAAGUUUGACAUCAAAAAGUUCAUCGCUCGAUAUGGUGGAGUUGUUCAUCACAAAAAGAAAUAG
Molecule: messenger RNA, 1569 nt
Organism: Chironomus riparius
Lineage: Eukaryota; Metazoa; Arthropoda; Insecta; Diptera; Chironomidae
Source: the annotation of a GenBank genome assembly